Messenger RNA from Schistosoma intercalatum, 3028 nucleotides. The record is from the annotation of a GenBank genome assembly. NCBI's taxonomy places the organism in Eukaryota, Metazoa, Platyhelminthes, Trematoda, Strigeidida, Schistosomatidae.
GCUUGUCGUUCUUCUUGGAGGUCAUUGCCAAGGCGCUAAUUUUGUCACAGCAUUUCCAGGAUUAUUUUCUAAACUAAAUGGCUUACAUCGAUGUGUACAAGUUACGUCAAAUUAAGUAGUCAGGGAUGAAUCGUUUAAGAAGAACAUUCAGCUUUCGGAAACGAAAAAAGCAGAAUAAGAGUGAUGCUGGUGAUUCGUCGAAACCACAACAAUGGCUAGAUGAUGAAGUGAAAAUCAAGGAGGGAUUCUGUAGUUUCCAAGUUAAGUAUUUAGGGAAUAUUGAAGUUUAUGAGUCAAGAGGAAUGCAAGUAUGUGAAGAAGCGAUUAAAGCUCUAAGAAAAUCAAAGAAACCUCAAAAAGCUGUUUUAUCUGUCAGUGGUGAUGCUCUACGCGUUUCAGAUGACGUUAGCCAGCAUCUUAUCGUCGAUCAGACAAUUGAAAAAGUUUCAUUUUGUGCUCCUGAUAGAAAUCACGAGAAAGGAUUUGCAUAUAUAUGUCGCGAUGGAGCUACCCGCCGUUGGAUGUGUCACGCCUUUCUUGCCGUCAAGGAAUCCGGUGAACGGUUGUCUCAUGCUGUCGGGUGUGCGUUCGCUAUAUGUUUGGAGAAGAAACAAAGACGUGAACGAGAUGCUCUUCAGUUGGAGGCUUCAGAUGAUCGUCCAACUUUCGCUCGUGUUGGAUCGUUUCGUCCGGCUACUCUCGCUGAACGGCUACUGGAUCCUCAGUCUACUAUUGUAGUCGACCCAGUGCCAAAACCUAAUAAUAUAUCUUCAACAUUACCUACCACUAUAACUCGGGUGUCUUCACCAGUUAACCAUAUUGGAGCUAUCCCACGACCCCAUGCUAGUCCAUCAAUUAUUGAGCGACAAGGUUCGCUAAGAAUAUUUCCAAAAUUACAAGAGAAUAGUCCUUUCAAAAGAGAUCUUUCAUUACGUCUUGAAGGAGUUCCUUCAAAUGUACGCCGUUUGACCGGAAUAAUUCAAAGCGCACCCAUAGCGGAGGAACCAGCUACAGAAUUCGAACCAACGAAACUAGGAGUAUGUGCUAAAAAUAAUGGGCAACCUGAAAAAAACGAAUUAGUUACUGUAUGUUCUACGUCUAAUUGUAGCCCACUCAUAGUAGUGGCCAGUUCAUCUUCGAACCUUUCAAUUAUGAAUGGUCUAACUGUAGUAACUCAAUCAUUUGUACCUAGUAGCCAGUUUAAAAGUGAUUUCAAUCUUGAUCCUGGAGCAUCACAGGCAUUUAUACCUCCAAUUAUUUCGGAUCCUUUUUCUGCUGCUCCAAUCAAUCCAGCUACAAUACAACGGCACUAUCAGAUGGAAUUGCAACAACAGACAGCCCAACAAAUCACAGGUUCUUCACUACUAAGUUCCAAAGCUCCAACGGCUGUUGUUUCAACUAUCAGUUCUACACCAACUUCACCAUUUUUAGGCGGACCACCAAUUGCUGCUCCAACUGUAUCGACUAAUACUUUUAAUUCUAGUCCAUGGGCAGUCACAUAUCCACAGAUGCAACAAUUUAACAAAUCUAUUAUUCAGUAUAGUUCAAAUUUACCAAGUUCUCCUACUGGUACAGUGAAUUUUCAAACAAAUCUAACUUAUCCUUCCAAUGGUGUUUUAAAAUCAGGUUCCACAAAUCCAUGGUCAUCAUCGAUCGGAUUGAUUGAUGGAAGAAACGUUAGUAAUGCAAACUGGCAACCUUCAUCACCAUCGUCAUUGCCACCUGCUCUUCUACCUCCAGAACCUGAUUGUCUUUCGGAUCCAUUCGAUUUAGGUUGGGUGGAUAGAGCUACAGCUGGUGUAUCGAAUACAUCAAGUGGACGAGGCAUUAGUAAUCCAUUUCUAAUUGCUAAUGGGGGUGGUGAUGAUAUUUCUAAUCCAAAUGCAUCAUCUGUUCAUUAAUUAAAUCAACCAUAUGAUAAUAAUAAUUGUUGUAUAUAAUAUAUACUUUUUUCUAUCAACAAAAAGAGUGGAGAUAUAAAUCUGUCUCGUUAAUGAUCAAUGAUAAUUAGAUUCUUCCUCAUUAUUAUCCCUUGUCUCUCUCACUUUCUUUAUUCAAUGCAAAACACUUCAUAACAUUUUCAAAAUAUCUAGUUUCAGAUAAUUUACAUUAUAUAACAAAAGUGUAAUUUGUUGAAUUCUUAAUUUUGUCAGGGCCAUAAGUGAGCAAUAUUAUUUCUAAAAAUAGUAGGUCAGUGCCCAUGUAUUCGCAUUCCUUCUUACAUACACAAGAAAUACUUCUUUUUUCUAGGUGCUGUGUUGAUUAUUUUCUCCGUUAUAAAUUAAAACAGCAUAUGACAAUGAUAACAAUAAAGGGUGAUGGAUGCAGAUUACUAUUACAUUUUGUUUUUCUUCAGUAAAAGUUUCAACAGUUUUCGAAAAAAGCGAUAGAUUUUUCUUGUGUAUUAAUGCUGUGAUCUUAAUUCUCUUGUUUUCCUUUUGCUUCGAUUUAAGUUUUUAUCCAUCAUGGUUUGUUUUAAGAACUUGAUAACAUUUUCAUAUAGUAUGAGUGUAUUUUACACAAAAUAUCCAUUAUAUGCAUUACUUCUGUUAUUAUCUAUUUUGUUGCGGUCGCACAUAUUUGUGUAUUUAUCUCAUUUGUUGUUUUUCUAUCCUCCUCUACAACUUGAUCGCCCUACUCGUUGUGCUUAUUUUAUCUUUUAUCAGAGGACUACCUGUGUAUACAUUGCAUGCAUAUUCUUUCUCCUCAUUAUCCUUAUCAUCAUUUAUCCGCAUUGACAAGCUGUUUCUUUCUCUGUGUUUUGAUGUUUCUCGCUCUCAUUUCAUUGAAUAGGUUCCGAAUUUUUCUCAACUUUUUUCUCUUUCCCUGUCGACUUAUAUUCAUUUCUCUAUUUACAUUAUUAAUUUAAUACAUGCUUGAAUCUAAUACGGUCUUGUCAUAUAACAUAUUGUUUUAUUUUUUAUCGAAAACAAAAGUUAUUGGGUGAAAAUGAUCCCAUAUUAUUAUUAUUAUUAUUAUUAUUAUUAUUAUUAUUAUUAUUAUUAUUAUUAUUAUUAUUAUUAUUAUU